AUGGCUACAGGUUCCCCAUUGUCCUGGGUUCUUUGAACACAAGAGUUUCUGGAAAGUAUCUUACGGAAUGGUGAAUUCUAACAUUUACUACUACACGAGAGUAAUGUCCCAGCUCUUUCUCGAUACACCAGUAUCAAAGAUGGAGAAAACCAAUUUCAGAUCUUUGUCUACUAUGGAAGACUUCUGGAAGUUCACUGAGGGGCCGUUGUUGGAUGGACUGUACUGGGAGAUGUGGUACAAUAAUAAAACAGUGGCAGAAAACAGAAGUUUCAUCUACCACGAGAAUCUACUUUUAGGAGUGCCUCGUAUCCGGCAGCUGAAAGUGAGGAAUGCCUCAUGUUCGAUACCUGAAGAUUUAAAAGAUGAAAUAAAAGACUGUUAUGAUGUUUACUCAGUGACUAAUGAGGACACUGCUCCAUUUGGGCUCCGGAAUGGAACAGCAUGGACGUACAGCAGUGAAAAAGACUUGAAUGGGAGCAGCCACUGGGGGUUGAUCGCCACAUACAGUGGAGCUGGCUAUUACCAGGAGCUCUCAAAAAGCAAAGAAGACACCUCUGCCUUGAUUGCUGUCCUUAAGAACAACUUGUGGCUUGACAGAGGCACAAGGGCAGUAUUUAUCGACUUUUCCGUCUACAAUGCAAAUAUCAAUCUAUUCUUCAUUGUCAGGUUAUUGGUGGAAUUCCCACCCACCGGAGGCCUCCUGACAUCCUGGCAAUUCCAGCCAGUGAAGUUAAUCCACUACAUUACCACUUUUGACUUUUUCUUGGCUGCUUGUGAACUUGUUUUUUGCCUCUUUAUUAUUUAUUAUGUGGUGGAAGAAAUCCUGGAAAUUCACAUUCACAGGUUGUUCUAUUUUAGGAGUCUUUGGAACUGUCUCGAUGUUCUCAUUAUCACGCUAUCAUUGGCAGCUAUUGGAUUGAAUAUCUAUCAAAUAUCUACUGUGAAUAAGCUAGUGAAGAAACUGCUGGAAGAUCAAAAUAGCUUCCCCAAUUUUGAACCUUUAGCAUACUGGCAAACCCAGUUCAAUAAUGUUGCAGCUGUUACCAUGUUUUUCGUCUGGAUAAAGNUUUUUUCUUUUGAAAAACUUUUCAAAUUUAUCAGCUUCAAUCGAACCAUGAACCAGUUGUCAACAACCAUGUCAAGAUGUGCCAAAGAUAUUCUUGGCUUUGCAAUUAUGUUUUUCAUCAUCUUCUUAGCCUAUGCUCAGCUAGCUUAUCUUGUGUUUGGGACACAAGUUAAUGACUUCAGUACCUUCCAGGAUAGUGUGUAAGUAGAAUGAACACUUUUUGUUUAUAUGUUAUAAUUUAGAUUUCUAAAGCUGUCCAACUCAACAAUUUUGCUUGCAUUUUUGUUUUUUUUAAAAAAAUAUUUCUAAAAUGCUUUUCUUAAACAGAACAUGUUUUUGGCCAUCAUCAACGACACAUAUUCAGAAGUCAAAACUGAUAUGAUACAGCAGAAGUCGGAAAUGGAACUUUCAGAUCUUAUUAAAAAGGGAUACACCAAAGCCAUGGUGAAAUUAAAAUUGAAAAAAACACCAGUCGAUGACAUUUCAGAGAGUCUGCGCCAAUGUGGAGGCAAAUUAAAUUUUGAUGAACUGCGGCAAAACCUAAAGGGAAAGGGACGUACUGAUGCUGAGAUUGAAGCCAUCUUUACAAAGUAUGACCAAGAUGGAGAUCAAGAAUUGACUGAGUUGGAGCAUCAGCAAAUGAGAGAUGAUUUAGAGAAAGAGAGGGAGGACUUAGAGCUAGACAGAAGUUCUCUAAACCGUCCACUCAGUGGCCGUAGCUUUCCACGAAGCCUUGAUGAUUCGGAAGAGGACGAUGACGACGAUAGUGGACACAGCUCCAGAAGAAGAGGCAGCAGCUCAAGUGGCGUUUCAUAUGAAGAGUUCCAAGUCUUGGUCCGUCGAGUGGAUCGCAUGGAACAUUCCAUAGGCAGCAUUGUAUCUAAGAUUGAUGCUGUCAUAGUCAAGCUGGAAACUAUGGAGAGAGUUAAACUGAAGAGGAAAGAGGUGCUGGGCAGACUACUCGAUGGAGUUGCAGAGGAUGAAAGGCUGGGUUGUGACAAUGACGCGCGCAGAGAUCAGAUGGAGAGACUGGUACGAGAAGAACUGGAACACUGGGAAUCGGAUGAUGCUGCAUCCCAAGUAAGCCAUCGAAUGGGAACCCCGGUGGGAUUCAACAGCCACGGACGGACCAGGAAUCCCCGCCCUUCUUCCUCACAGUCCACAGAAGGCAUUGAUGGAGGAGGAGGAGGAGGAGGAGGAGGAGGAGGAGGCAAUAGAGGGAGCAACAUCCACGUCUAG
Protobothrops mucrosquamatus (brown spotted pit viper) is the source of this 2305-nucleotide messenger RNA. RefSeq names its product polycystin-2-like. Gene Ontology annotation, molecular function: muscle alpha-actinin binding; signaling receptor binding; voltage-gated calcium channel activity. Gene Ontology annotation, cellular component: membrane. NCBI's taxonomy places the organism in Eukaryota, Metazoa, Chordata, Lepidosauria, Squamata, Viperidae. The record is from RefSeq and is a predicted model, not a curated record. The annotation marks the transcript as partial. The transcript is spliced from 13 exons. Gene Ontology annotation, biological process: release of sequestered calcium ion into cytosol; detection of mechanical stimulus; potassium ion transmembrane transport.